CCGCUUGGGAGCCACAGGAGCCGGCUCUUUUAAGAGAGCCGAGCCAAAAGAGCCGAAUCUGUGAAAAGAGCCGGACUUCCCAUCACUAGUCUCCGUUGCCGUGUAGUUCACAUUCCGACUCGUUAGGCAGCGCUUCACAUUGGCUGUCCCUGUGUUGAAUAGGCGAAGGCGGAGCGACGAGAAAGAGCAGCAGUAUCGUACGUUCAUGUAGUUAAUCCGCGGUUGGUCUUUGAGUAUUUAUAGACUUCCAAAGAUGGUCCGACCACAAUUUGGACCACAACGCACAAAGCCCAGAAUUUAUGGAGAUGGUCAUGGCAUUGGGCCAAGUGAAGGGAAUUACAACCCCAGCUCCAAAAGUCGUAGAGAUGCCCAGGGAUACUCAGGAAAUUGGAGAGAUUCCAGAGGUAGAGGACGACCCCUAGUUCUCAAAAGAGUCCCCCUGAUGGGAGAACAAAGGGAGCCACGUUUCAAACACUGGAGGUCCCCGAACCAGGAUUCCUUUCAUUCAUACCCUCCACCUAAAGUGGAACCACAUCAUAGUCGGAGGCCUUCUCAAUCUCGGUCAAACUGCCCCCCCCAUGUCCAGCAUCAGUCAUCCUCUCGCAGUCCAGCACAGGGAUCCUCAAGCCAAAGGGGCCCACCUUUUCAUGGCCACCCCUCAGGUCACAGGUCACCCUCUCCAAGACAUUUUCGUAACCACCCAGCGGACGGGAGGCCAGGUUCGGCACCACCAUACCGAGGGUCUUUCCGUGGCCCCAGAAGGCAGUCAGGUUUUCCCCAUCAGGAGCAGCGGAGUCGAGAUACUCGUGGGAAUUACUGUCCCAGAGAAAGACCCUAUGAGCACUCAGGUCAUGGCACGAAGCGCUGGAACGAGGCUGGAGUGUUCGCUCAUUCACACAAUGGGGAACAUGGGCCCUCUGGGUCACACAGGAGCCCCAGAGUGAUGCAUGGGAGAAGCUCAGGCCCAGAGAGGUACAGGAGCGAAGCAUCAGUCCCAGCUGGGUGGCCAUCUGAGCAAGACUCCAGGCGUCAGCGUGGGCCCAUGGAGAAUCAGGGCAGCAGAUCCCACAGUAGAGAGAGGGCACAAGAUGUCCCUCACCUUCCCCCUUUCAGAUCUCCCCCAUGGAAAGGAGGUCCAUCAUUGUCGUCGUCAUCCUACCACAGGAGCCCUCAGGAUAAACAAGUGGUAGAACCCCGCAAGCGGAGGAUAUCGGACACCAGCACAGCCUCCUCAGCCUCACCAAUGGAGCAUGGCAAUCCAAAACACCCCAGAAGAGAGAGACCUCAGCUGCUCGGUAUUCCCAGGCCCUUUGGUGGUAAACCGUUGUCUUUUAGGGAUAAAGGUUACCUAGUUAAAAACCGACAAAUCAGAGCAGAGUCUCUCAUGAGACUCAGAAUACCUCCAUUUGUGAGACCCAGGCUUCGCCCGGGUGACUCUGCCCCACGGGGAUAUGUGAGCUCUGUUCUUGCUAUGAGGAAGAAACGUUUUGAUUCAAAUGCAGUUCCUGUGAACAAGCUGGAACCCAGGAGGGCAAAACUACAACACUCACCCUCCAGAGAAGAAGGCAAUCCCAACAAGUCUUCAAGAGAGACUGAUACUAGCAAAGAGCAGGUGGAGGCUCGCCGGCCCUUAAACACACACAGAUCUUCUCCCAUAGAGAAACGGGACCUUGUUGUUUUGUCCCACUGGCCACCCGGGCCGAGCUCUUCCACCAAGGAUAGCUCAUCUCCAAAGGAGCGCAGCCCAAAGUCAAAGUCUGAACGCAGUUCAGGUGCAGGCACUACCCAGACCGGCCGACUGUCAAAGACAAAUGACUCCAGCUCAUCACCUGAGGACAGAAGACGGGGACGUUCGGAUAAUAAGCUGUUUAGGCCAUUUAAUAUGAUACCAGACAGCCAGAGAUCUGAGAGGCCCUUCAGGAAACCAGCACCAGGACCCAUGCAGAGGCCAAGGUUCACAGGUGGUCCAAGGAGGCCGGGCCCUGAGCUGUCUGGGAAUGUCAGACGCCCGCUCAUGGAAAGCUUGGUGCCACAUCCCAUCCCAAAUCAAAGGCCAGUGUUCAGAAAAAGUCAAAGUAUCAUGUCCAAAUACCGCAACAUAAGAGUGAUGCGCCAGCGUGCACCGACCAGCCGAGGCCCCACCCAACAACGCUGGUGGUAGCCUCCACCUAGAUUCCCCUUUUCUGCAGAUGUGACACUGGAAAGCAUUUUUGCUGGGUGGACUGAGCAAACUUCUCUCUCGCUACAGUCCCAAACUGCCUGUAUAUUGUGUUGUUGCUUGUAUUUUCUCUCUGAUACAAGUGUUUCAGUUGCAUCUGUUGCAUUAUUUUUUAGAAUAUUUGUAACACAUGCCAUUAUGUUAUACUGUCUGCAUUUUCCAGUGUAUAGUGAUUUGGGAAUUGCUGCUUUUGGUCCUGGUUGUCUUAAUUUUACUUAAACAGUUUAAGGCUUUUUUGUUGUUGUUUACCUGCAGCUGUUGAGUUCAGGUUUUAGUCUGAGAAACAUCUAGUUCUGUUUGUAAAGUCCUAUCAUAUGACUAAUUAUUGGUAGCUUGAUUUGAAACUGUUGACUGACAGAGCUACUACUUGUAAAACUGGUACAGACACUUCAGUUUGUUGUUUAGUAAUUGGAUAGAACAAGCUGUAUUAGAGAGUUGUCUUUGUUUUGAUUGUAGACCUACAAGACAAUCUCUUUGCCAGUAAUGGAUAUGUUUUCCAAAUUUUGAUUAAAUGCUAAA
This is a messenger RNA of Monopterus albus (swamp eel), 2737 nucleotides long. RefSeq names its product serine/arginine repetitive matrix protein 1. The transcript has 10 exons. Bases 254 to 2161 code for a protein of 635 amino acids. The record is from RefSeq and is a predicted model, not a curated record. NCBI's taxonomy places the organism in Eukaryota, Metazoa, Chordata, Actinopteri, Synbranchiformes, Synbranchidae.